AUGGGUGGUACGAAUGGACAAGUGGUAGCUGGUGGUCAUGGUCAAGGAAAUCGAUCGGAUCAAUUGGCGUAUCCAACCGAUGUAUUGAUCGACAAAGAGAGUGAUAGUCUCAUUAUUUGUGAUCUAGGGAAUCAACGCGUCGUACAAUGGUCUCGUCGAAGUGGCACAACUCAAGGAAAAAUCCUCAUCGACAACAUCGAUUGUUACGGAUUGGCCAUGGAUGAUCAGAGAUAUCUCUACGUAUCUGACUACACGAAACAUGAAGUAAGACGAUAUCAAAUAGGAGACAAGAAUGGAACUCUCAUGGCCGGUGGCCAUCGCAAUGGUACUGGUCUCAAUCAACUCUACGCUCCAGGCUACAUCUUUGUCGAUCGACAACAGAGUGUCUACGUGUCAGACUACCGCAAUCAUCGUGUGAUGAAAUGGAAUAAAGGUGCAAAAAAAGGAAUUGUCGUUGCUGGAGGUCAAGGCGAAGGGAGUGCUAUGACACAAUUGUCGCUUCCUCAAGGUCUGUUCGUCGAUACCUUGGGUACCAUCUAUGUGGCAGACAAGGCGAAUAAUCGAGUGAUGCGUUGGCCUAAAGAAGCGAAACAGGGCACUGUCAUUGCGGGUGGAAAUGGUCAAGGAGCAGGAGCAAAUCAGUUCAGCGAUCUCGAAGGUUUGUCUUUCGAUCGACAUGGCAAUCUCUAUGUUGCCGAUGUGCGGAAUAAUCGUAUUCAACGUUUUUCAAUCGAAUAAACUCAAAACGAUGGAUUAGUUUUUUUCUUUUCCUUCAAAUAAACCACGUUGAAUUGAUGGAAAGAAUGGUUAUUCUAUUCGUGCGAGACCAGAAACCAUCCUGGUGGAGCCGUGGCGAGCGAGGGUAAGUUUAUAUACGUAAGUAGAUACUAAGCGAUCAUACGAUGCAUUUCGACAGUUGCUUAGGCUGUCAUCAUCAGGCAUGUUCGGGGUGUGGGGUGAGGGUGAGUUUUAUUUUGAACCCUCCGAGAAGGGUUUGAGUGUCUGUCAUCAUCGAUCAACCCACAAGGAGCUGUACAGCAGAUCUAAGAGGAAUUCGAUUGCCAGUGCAUCAUCCAUCUCGUGAAUGACGAUACAUUAUCCAAAGCUAAGGGUGAUGGUGAGAUGAGCUGCCAUAACCGGUUUCGAAGUGACUCAAUUUAUGUUGCUGAAAGCAGGGUGUGAGUGUGGGUGUGGGUGUGGGUGUGGGUGUGGGUGGGUGUGGUGUGGGUGUGGCUGUGGCUGUGGGUGGUGUGGGUGUGGGUGUGGGUGGUGUGGGUGUGGGUGUGGGUGUGGGUGUGGGUGUGGGUGCGGGUGUGGGUGAUGUGGGUGUGGGUGGGAGUGUGGGUUUAGUUGUUGACUUCACCCAAACCCACUCCACACCCACCCCGCAUCUACACCCACCCACACCCACAUUCACCGACACCCACACCCAUAGCCACACCCCACCCACACCCACACCCACCCACACCGACACCCCACACCCCACCCACACUCACACCCACACCCACACCCACACCCACACC
Molecule: messenger RNA, 1523 nt
Organism: Rotaria sp. Silwood1
Lineage: Eukaryota; Metazoa; Rotifera; Eurotatoria; Philodinida; Philodinidae
Source: the annotation of a GenBank genome assembly